Bradysia coprophila is the source of this 4263-nucleotide messenger RNA. It is a transcript of the gene nAChRalpha6, whose product is annotated as nicotinic acetylcholine receptor alpha6. Gene Ontology annotation, cellular component: postsynaptic membrane. The record is from RefSeq and is a predicted model, not a curated record. Gene Ontology annotation, molecular function: acetylcholine-gated monoatomic cation-selective channel activity; transmembrane signaling receptor activity. Gene Ontology annotation, biological process: monoatomic ion transmembrane transport. Lineage: Eukaryota; Metazoa; Arthropoda; Insecta; Diptera; Sciaridae.
UGGAGGAAAGUCUGUUGUGUGUCUCGUUGAACAUAUUUUUUUAAAAUUAAGUUUUGCACCAACAGUUUAAUAUAUAUAUAUAUAUAAUAGCCACACCGUAAAUGAAAAAGACAUUUUUUUAAAUAAGUAUCCAUCCGAUCAUAUACAAAUCAGAUAAAAACAAUUCUAAUUACUAGCCAUGUGAAUUUAAAGUAACUCUUGUAAAUGUGUGUGUGGAAUUUUCUUUUUUUUAUUUUAUUCGGAAAAUUGAAAUACGAUCCAAAAUCAGUCAGUGUAGUACAGCCCCGAUACUAAAUGUAUAUAUAUAUAUAUAUAUCUAUCAAAGUUAAAAGAGAUGAAAAUUGUUUAGUGUAUUUCGAAUCUAUGUAAUAUUGGAAUAAUUGCGUAUAUUUUAUGUGUUUACCGAUUGCUGUAAAUGUUCCCAGAUUUUAAUCGAUAGAAUACCGUUUUCUUUUUUCGGUUGUUGUUGUUGUUUGAUGAGAUGGAAUUGCUUGACAAUUUUUCGAUCUGAAAAUCGAAUAGAAGAAAAAAAAAGAAAUUUCAAAUUUUUCUAUCCUGGACCUGAUAGAGAGCAUAAAAAUAAAAAUAAAAAAUUUAUCUCUUUGGACAAUGUGAUUUGAAUGGAACGAAAUUUUGUGUGUUGGUUUCUCUGGCAAAUGACUGUUAAUGUUAACUUGAAAGACAGAUAUAAAUAAAAUACGAGGCACUGAGACACCUCCAUAAGUGAUAUGAUUUUAUAGAAUAUAUAUACCGACAGAAUUAUGCUAGAAGAACUCGUGACCAAAAAACUCAAUGAUACACUGGUGUGAAAUUCCUCCAUUUUUUUAUACAUAUAUUAUACUUGUUACGUUUCCUCUCGUUUUGACUGUAUGAUUUUCUCUUGUGUUUUACUUUUUUUCCCUUGCCAUAUUUAUAUUGAAUUAUGAAUUUUCUUUUGGCUUUUCGACAUUAAAUUCCGAAUGUUUAAAAUCAAAUAAAUUUUUACCAUAAAUGAAGACAGAUUAAACUAAUAAUAAAAAGAAAACCAUGGAAAUUAAAUAAAUGUUGUGCAUAAAUACGUAUCUAGAUAAAUAGUAUCCCCGAUAUCAUUGCUAAAUAAUUUCGAUAUAAAAUAAAUCUAAACGAAGAAGAAGAAGAAAAUAUAAAUCGCAGGAUAUGAUGGAAAAGAUUUUCUUAUUAAUUGCAUUGAAUAAAAUGAAUGGAAAGUACUACUACCAGAAACGAAUGAUCCGAUGCAUACAUACGAAAAAUCCUUAAAGAAAGCGAUAUGAUAAUUACAUUGUGAUUAUCGAUAUAAUCAGCCCCGAGAGUGUCGGAGACAGAAGGUUGUGAGUUGAUCUGUAUUAAAUAUAUGUAUUUUACAUAUGUAUAUGUAAAGCCUGCGUGUGUGCAUCACUCACUUCACUAACACGGCCAUCAAAAUUUCUUCGCUAAUAAAGAGAAAGUAAAGAAGAAGAAGAAAAAAAUAAUAAUAAAAAAAGGAAAAGAAAGAAAAUCGUAUAAAAAAAAGUUCAUUUUGGUUCAUCAUACCUACGCUGGAUUUCAUUUUUCGGGAUAAAAUCAUCUCACUGGAAUCAACAAGAACGAAAAAAAUAUUCUGGCAAUGGAUACUUUUCAUCUCACACUACUAGUCUUCUUUUUGGCGAUUAAGGAAAGUUUUCAAGGACCUCAUGAAAAGCGACUACUCAACAAUCUGUUGGCAACAUAUAACACGCUCGAAAGACCCGUUGCAAAUGAAUCAGAACCAUUAAGUGUAAAAUUUGGCCUCACACUUCAACAAAUCAUUGAUGUGGACGAGAAGAACCAACUCCUAAUAACAAAUAUUUGGCUUUCCCUGGAAUGGAUCGACUAUAAUUUGAAAUGGAACGAUUCCGAAUACGGUGGAGUGAAGGAUUUGCGAAUAACACCAAAUAAAUUAUGGAAACCCGACGUUCUGAUGUAUAACAGUGCGGAUGAGGGAUUCGAUGGCACGUACCACACAAAUAUUGUGGUCAAGCAUAACGGCAGUUGUCUGUACGUCCCUCCUGGUAUCUUCAAGAGCACAUGCAAGAUAGACAUCACGUGGUUCCCAUUUGAUGAUCAGCAUUGUGAAAUGAAAUUCGGUAGUUGGACGUAUGAUGGAAAUCAGCUUGAUUUGGUGCUAAAAUCUGAGGAAGGCGGUGACCUUACAGAUUUUAUAACGAAUGGAGAAUGGUUCCUUAUAGGAAUGCCGGGCGUUAAGAAUACAAUAACUUAUGCGUGUUGUCCAGAACCUUAUGUUGAUGUUACAUUUACAAUACAAAUUCGACGACGAACGUUAUAUUAUUUUUUUAAUUUAAUCGUACCAUGUGUCUUAAUUUCAUCAAUGGCCCUACUCGGCUUUACACUCCCACCGGAUUCUGGGGAAAAACUGACAUUGGGAGUAACUAUUCUUCUAUCGUUAACUGUUUUUCUAAACCUUGUUGCGGAAUCAAUGCCGACAACCAGCGACGCGGUUCCUCUUAUAGGCACAUAUUUCAAUUGCAUCAUGUUUAUGGUUGCCUCAUCCGUUGUUCUGACAGUUGUAGUUUUAAAUUAUCAUCAUCGAACAGCGGAUAUUCACGAGAUGCCUAAUUGGAUUAAAUGUGUAUUCCUUCAAUGGCUACCAUGGAUCUUACGUAUGGGUCGGCCAGGAAAGAAAAUCACUAGAAAAACGAUACUAUUAAGCAAUAGAAUGAAAGAAUUAGAGCUUAAAGAGCGAUCUUCAAAGUCCUUAUUAGCAAAUGUACUAGAUAUUGAUGAUGACUUUCGUCAUGUUGGCAUAUCCGGAUCACAAACGGCCAUUGGAUCAGGUUCCACAAAUUUUGAUAAAUCUUUUAGUUAUGGUCGUCCAACGACUGUAGAAGAACAUCAUAGCUCAUUAGGAAGUUGUAACCAUAAAGAUUUGCAUUUAAUACUUAAGGAAUUGCAAUUUAUUACGAAUCGAAUGAAAAAAGCUGACGACGAAGCCGAACUAAUAAGCGACUGGAAAUUCGCAGCAAUGGUUGUUGAUAGAUUUUGUUUAAUAAUUUUUACAUUGUUCACGAUAAUUGCAACAGUAGCAGUGUUAUUUUCGGCUCCACACAUAAUUGUGCAAUAAUGAUAUUAGUUGUAAAGUAUAUAAAGAAUUGGUGAAAAUAAUAUCAAUAAAACUGCCAUACAAAAAUAUGUUAAAUUAUAAAAUAGGGCGCUAUCAGUUGAAUAAAGACACUCACACACAAAAAUAAAUGAGAAAAUAAAUCGAAAAAACCAAAAAAAAAAAAAAAACUACUCAAAACUACGCUAAAUUGAAUGAAAUGCUUUCAUUUCAGAUUUUUAUUUUACGUAUUCAAAUUGUUACGUUCUACAGUUGCCACAAAUUAAGUUUCAUCUUUUCAUGUCCAAUUCAAUCCAAUUAAUACCAUGUGAACUGUCAAUGUUACAUUUGCCUAUGUCAGGUAUAUUGUUCGAAGAAAUUCCGAAUCGUAUCAUAGAAUCUACUAGAUCUAGUACUUCGAGACCAUCAUAUUUUAUGUGGAUAAUAUUGUGGGUUGAAUAAAAAGUCAGACAUACCGGCUUGUAGUAACGUAAAUUUAUUUACGUAAAAACACGCCAACCAUGACGAAUUUUCAUGACCUUCUGAACUUAACAGCAACUAGGGAAAAAGUUAUUUGCAGCGUAAAAUUGAAGCACAAUAAGAAGGAAGCUCGGGUUGAAUAAAUGAAUACCUGUCUGUUUACAUAUAUGAAGAAGAAGGUGCCAUAUGUGCUUAUUUCCAUCCGAAAAAUAGAACCCUGACAUACACUUCCGAAAAGAGUAAAUGGAAAACCCUCUUUUCAAACACAAUUUUUAUUUACUUAUCUCAGUGGAUUUCGAAUGGAGUCCCCUGCCUAUGAACUGAUAUGCAACAAUAUAUGAGGUAAUGUUCGCGUCGAAUUUAAAUUCUAUUGAAGAGGCACGAAACGACGAAACUUAAUUUGCGACCACCGUACGCCGAAAAGUUUUUUUUUCUUAGAUUCAGUUGACUGAUUUAAAGCUUAACUAAACAAAAUAUUGUUCCUAAUUUUUGAGUUUCCUCUUAAAAAUGGAUUUUAAUCGCAAUGAUAAAACUAAUGUGACGAUUCGAAGAAAAAAAAAACGGAAGCAAAAGAAACCAAGUACAUAACCGCAAAAACAAAGAAAAAAAUGAAAUAAAUAAAUAUAUUUUUAAAGUCUAGUCAAAAUACAAAAAUAAAAUGAGAAAAAGAAAGUGGAAUAGUGAACAAUUAUAUAUUUAUAUAUGAUGGA